GUGCGGCAGGAACGAGGCAGGAGCUCAGCCGCCGUCCGCUGCCUCUUUUCGAGCGGGAAGUUGGCACCGGGCAGCCCCUCCGUCAGCGAGGCCGGGCGCGCGUCUCUCCCCGCAGGGCAGGCGCACCGAGGCAGAGGGGCUGCCGGGCCCUGCGAGCACGCUUCCUUCCCCGGCCAGGGAGCGGCAGCCUUUUCCCCGCGUGGAGGGGUGAACAGGAAGAGCCGCGCGGACCCCGCCAUGGACCCCAAGGAGAGGAAGAAGAUCCAGUUCUCGGUCCCUGCGCCCCCCAGCCAGCUGGACCCCAGGGCCGUGGAGAUGAUCCGUCGGCGAAGGCCAACGCCAGCCUUGCUGUUCCAGUUGUCCGAAACUUCAUCCCCUGAAGAUGAAGCAACCCCCUACCAGAGAGCUUUGGGUGAAGGCUACCAUCUUAAAAACAAAAGAAACUCCCCUUGUGUCUACACACCUCCUUCUCUGAAAGCCGUGCAGCGCCUAGCACAAAGCCAUUUGGAAUCCAACACUUCCUGGAUGGAUGAAGACUGUGCUGAGGAUGCUGAGGAAGAUGAAGAGGAUGAAGAAGAGGAGGAGGAGGAGGAGGAAGCACAGGAUUCAGAUGACACUGUGAGGGAGAUGCCUGGACUGUGUAAGCCUGGAGUAUCUCCGGGACAGAAGCAUCCAGGUUCUGGUUCCAAGGCAACAUUGCUCAGGCAAUGCACUGUCUUGGAAAAUAAACCCAAGGAACCUGAGCAUCCUGUCUAUCCAGCUCUCUCCAAAUCACAGAAACGGAAAGGUGGACAGAAAGUAUCCUUUGCUGGAUCUGUAGAGGAGGUCCCUGCUGAACUGGAGGAACCAGAAGAUGCUGAAGAAGGGGGAGCCCAGGAUCAACAGAACCAGGAAGCAGAAUCAGGACAGGAAGAUCCGCCACAAACAGGUAAUGCAGAUCAUGCCAUGGAACUGAGUCACUCCAGCUGGGAAGAGAGACCUCCUUGUGCUCUUAACCUGGAAAACCGUUCCUCCCCACCCCCAAUUCGUACUACUACCUAACGGCAGGAGGUGAAGGGUUGAGUUGGGAGCUGUCCAUUAAUGGAGAACUCUCAUUUUUCACCAAGACAAAUUGGAUUAUUUCCUUUAACAACUAUUUUCUCUUUUAUCCUAUUUUCUGUUCCAAUUUGGUCUUUCUUUUGGCAGUGUUUGGCUUGUGUUCAGUGAAUUAUUUAAUACAGUGAAAGAGUGAAUGGAAAGCCACUGGGCACAGAAACAAGGAAUAAAGCUUCCACAUUCAGAAAUGGGUCAGUCUGGAUGUCCAGGAGCUGGGGACAAGUGAUAGAGUCUACCUAUCUCUACCAUGCUUUGCUUGUAAGGUUCCCUGGGGAAUGAAGGGACAUCAGGCUGGGAGCUGUCUGAUGUACAGGGCUGGGCAAAAUGCUUGUUUUGUGUGACCCAUCAUGGCAGCUCUUAAAUGUUCGUGCCUCUGCUCAUCCACAUAGAUCUGAAUUUCCAUAACUGUAUUCUGUGAGACCAGUAGAAAUGGUUUUAUUAAGGGGAUUCAGGUAACCAGGGUGCUUCCAGGCAGAUGGCUCCUUUGAGCUACCAGACAAAAGACAGGUAUUCUAUCUUUGUCUUCUUGAUGGAUUUUUGGUGGUUCCAGACAGAAGGCUCCUAGCAGAAAGCAUUUUGCAGCUGUUCCAUAUUUUUCUCCUUAACAGAUUUUGUGGGGAAGGAAAAUUAUGAAAGAGCUGGUAGGAAAAUACUCAGGGAAGGGCUCAUGAGUAGAAGGCAACAUCUGGAUCCCUUUAAACUUCCAUGAAUGAGAUAGGGUGAUAGCAUAAAAGCCUCCUCUGAAAGCAGCCUUUCUGUAGUUAAAAAAAGAAAGAAAACAGUGGGAGGAAAUCCCAAAUAAAAGGCAAAGAUACCUGGAACUCCUGCAGUUCAGUGAAUGUGGCAGAGAGACUGUACAUUAAAAACCUUAUCUGGAAGCAACCCUGGUCUGCAGGCAUUGGCCAUUAGAUUUCUGGAAGCCUAAUUUUGAAUAAAAGUACAAAUGUUCCAAUAAUUGGCAACCAUAGCUGAAUUUAGCCUGAUAAGCUAGAGGGAAGAUCAUUAAUUGGCCCAUUUAGAACCUCUCUCACCCCCACCCCAAUAUUCCCCUCAUCUCUCUGAAACCUACAAAUCAAGAUCCAGUUUCAUAGUCAAAGCUGCUCUUUUGCUUUCUAUGCCUUCAUCACAUUUCUCUCCCUGUGUACUAAGCAAUGUCUUUCCAUGUGCCUCUCUG
Varanus komodoensis (Komodo dragon) is the source of this 2269-nucleotide messenger RNA. It is a transcript of the gene PPP1R1B, whose product is annotated as protein phosphatase 1 regulatory inhibitor subunit 1B. Gene Ontology annotation, biological process: intracellular signal transduction. The record is from RefSeq and is a predicted model, not a curated record. Gene Ontology annotation, cellular component: cytoplasm. Gene Ontology annotation, molecular function: protein phosphatase inhibitor activity. The transcript is spliced from 9 exons. Bases 238 to 1041 code for a protein of 267 amino acids. NCBI's taxonomy places the organism in Eukaryota, Metazoa, Chordata, Lepidosauria, Squamata, Varanidae.